Molecule: messenger RNA, 249 nt
Organism: Pyrenophora tritici-repentis Pt-1C-BFP
Lineage: Eukaryota; Fungi; Ascomycota; Dothideomycetes; Pleosporales; Pleosporaceae
Source: RefSeq, a predicted model, not a curated record
AUGUUCAAAGGAGGCGGGCUGGUCAGGGAAUCUUCCCCCUACCUAGGUAGUUUCUCAUCCCUGGGCAAGGGCAUUGCAGACUUUCGCGAUAAGACAGCGGUCCAACCGGCGGAAGAGUUUCUGCCUGAGGUACAACAGAAUCUUGAUCAUUCGGAAAUGGAGGAAAAGCUUCGAUGGAUAGAUGAAAAAGCUUACCGUGCGGUUUGGAAGGCUAUGGACUAUGAGGUUCCAGGUAAUAUCUGGGACUGA